Messenger RNA from Anopheles stephensi (Asian malaria mosquito), 2330 nucleotides. Its product is annotated as sodium-independent sulfate anion transporter-like. Gene Ontology annotation, biological process: transmembrane transport. The coding region runs from base 312 to 2126 and encodes 604 amino acids. Gene Ontology annotation, cellular component: membrane. The record is from RefSeq and is a predicted model, not a curated record. NCBI's taxonomy places the organism in Eukaryota, Metazoa, Arthropoda, Insecta, Diptera, Culicidae. Gene Ontology annotation, molecular function: sulfate transmembrane transporter activity. The transcript has 2 exons.
AUAAAAGUCAGUGCUGAGUCGAGGAGUAUUGCACUAUUAUUUCGUUCCAACCGUCGCAAACACGGUAGGCGGUGUUUGCCGUUUUCUACCGGGUUUGAAAGGAAGACGCAAAAAAUUGAAAUUGUACAACAACAGUACGGUGCCAAAUUGUGUAAAUAGUGCCGUAAACACAUAGAACUCGGUUUGCUUGGUGUGAAUCUUAAAUUAGUGAAGUGGAAUGAUUUAAUGGUGAAUUGAACGAAGGUCUAAAUGUAGAAGGUAAUAAAGCUCGCUUUUAGUAACAAAAGAUAAACGAAGUUCUCCAGCUAGAAAUGCAAUCAACGCUCAAUAUGCCCCAGGAUAGCAAAUCAAACGAUGACGAUAUAAGUGAAAGUUUUCCGCAUCUCGGCCAACUGCUGUCAACCUGUAGUCAUGGAUUUUUCACCCGUAAGCAAUUGUUCAAGCGGUUACCCGUACUCCAAUGGCUACCGGCGUACAAGUUGGAGUAUCUCGUGGAUGAUAUUGUGGCCGGACUUUCAGUCGCAUUGACGGUUAUACCUCAAGGUAUUGCUUAUGCCGCUAUUGCAAACCUAGAUCCCCAGUACGGGCUGUAUUCGUCGUUUAUGGGAUGCUUCGUGUACUUCAUUCUGGGCAGCUGUAAAGAUGUGACCAUUGGGCCAACGGCAAUAAUGGCUCUCAUGGUUCAAGCUCACGUAGGAAACACGGGAGUGGAGUUUGCCAUACUGUCCGCGUUCGUCACCGGCUGCAUGAUUCUUCUGCUCGGCGUACUUAACAUCGGAUUCCUCGUACAGUUCAUAUCGUUUCCAGUGACGGCUGGAUUCACGUCUGCCGCGGCAAUAACGAUCGCAAGCGGGCAGAUGAAAUCUCUGCUUGGCAUUCCGGGCCAAUCGAACGAAUUUUUAGACUCCUGGAUCAAUGUGUUCGAGCACUGGCGCGAUAUCCGACUGUGGGACUGUGUGCUGGGCGUGUCCACCAUCGUCGUUCUUCUAAUCCUGAUGCAAAUGAAGAACAUCAAAGGCAGCAACUGCUGGCGCAUCGUUGGGAGGUACAUCACCCUCUCCAGGAAUGCAAUAGCUGUGAUAAGUGGAUCGCUGUUGGCUUACGUUCUGAGCGAUGUAGGCAAUGUGCAACCGUUUCUACUCACUGGAAACGUGACUCCGGGAUUGCCACCCUUCCAACCACCACCGUUCACCACAACUCUGCACGGCCGAGCGUACAGUUUUUCGGAAAUGAUUGCUGAACUCGGCUCAUCCCUCAUAACGCUGCCACUAAUCGCCGUGCUGGAAUCGAUCGCUAUCGCGAAAGCGUUUUCGAAGGGCAAAGCUAUCGACGCAACGCAAGAAAUGAUUGCUCUCGGCAUCAGCAACAUUCUCGGUUCUUUUGUGUCGUCCAUGCCGGUAACAGGAUCGUUCACACGCUCGGCGGUGAACAAUAACAGUGGCGUUCGGACACAGCUCGGUGGCAUAACGACGGGUGUGGUAGUCCUGCUGGCCCUUGGAUUGCUCACCGAAUCGUUCUACUACAUCCCGAAAUCGACCCUAGCAGGAGUGAUCAUAGCGGCCAUGCUUUUCAUGGUGGAAUUUCAUGCCGCAGCCGAAAUUUGGCGCACGAAACGGGUGGACAUUAUUCCCAUGAUAAGUACGCUGAUCGCUUGCCUACUGCUCGGCCUGGAGUAUGGUAUGCUGGUCGGCAUUGGAAUUAACAUAUGUUUUGUGCUGUAUCAAAUAUCGCGCCCGAUUGUCAUUCCCCUUCAUUUGACAAUCGAAGGAAAGGACGUUCUAAUUCUUCAAGUCGACCAAGGUUUAGUGUAUUCGGCGGCCGAAUAUUUAAAACACUUCGUGCUCAAGCAAGCGACCAAACAGGCCGAUGCGAUUAUCGUUCUGGAUGGAUCGCACAUAAGUUCGGUUGAUACUACGGUAGCUAAGGUACUGGUCAAUAUGGUGCAGGAUAUGCGAGAUACUGACCGCAGGAUAGUGUUUUGGAAAUGGAACCGGUCAGCGCAAUGCACACUGCUCAGAAUGGAGAGAGAGUUGUUUCAGAACUUGUUUCGAAACGAAGAUAAACUAGAUGCAAUCAUCAAGGAAGGUUUUACACAUCAGCCAAUCACCGUUAAAGUUGAUGUGUAGGAAGAUCAAAGCUUACCGAAAGUGAUGAUAAUUUAGUUAACGAAAUUAUGGUAUUCAAAUUGUGACCUUCACAGCUCGUCAUUUUGAAGCCUGAAAUAAUCCAUAUUUAUUUUUUUUGUUGUUGUUCAAAAUUCAACUGGAUUAAUUUUGUCCAAGUUAAGCAAUAUAAAAACGUGAUUUUCUGGCCAUGUAAAGGCUCGCAUU